Messenger RNA from Diospyros lotus (date-plum), 1791 nucleotides. Its product is annotated as F-box/kelch-repeat protein At3g23880-like. NCBI's taxonomy places the organism in Eukaryota, Viridiplantae, Streptophyta, Magnoliopsida, Ericales, Ebenaceae. The record is from RefSeq and is a predicted model, not a curated record. Gene Ontology annotation, molecular function: protein binding.
AUCUAUUUCACUUUGAGUGUUAUCCUGCGAGGAGCAUAUCUAUUUCAAUUUUUCAGUUUCCUAAUAUUCUCUGCACGGAUUCCAAGAACAAUCCACGUUGAGAUUUGAGAAUACGGUGAUUUGGGUCUAUAAAAGGGAGUGAUGUUUUGGGAGGGGACCGUCUUGUUUUUGUUCAAACCACCGCAAAAUGCAGCCAGCGUUAAUGGCGAAUCCCCAAAACCCUAACCCACCUGGUGACUCACAGCCCUUGCCAAUCAUCCCGCAAGAAAUCAUCGUUGAAAUUCUCUACAGGCUUCCUGUCAGAUCGCUGCUCAAAUUCAAGUCCGUUUGUAAAAGCUGGCGGUCUUUGAUUUCUGAUCCCAAGUUCGUAAAAACUCAUCUCACUUUUAUCAUCUGUGGCCAAUGACGUACCCACUCUAGACUCAUGAUAAGAUAUGUUGGUCCCUAUUUUGGUCUGAAAUCGUGUUGUAUGUACUCUUUGUUUGAUAAGCAGCCUCCUAAUGUUGUUGAUCUUAAUUAUCCUUUGGAAAACACUCAUCGUACGGCUUGGUUUGUGGGUUCUAGCAAUGGGUUGGUUUGCAUAGCCACUGACGAGUUAAAGUUGUGUCUGUGGAACCCAUCUACUGGGAAAUCCAGGAUAUUUUCGAGUUUUGGUGUGAGAAUGCUUCUGAAUCUCAGGAUUAAAUAUGGUUUUGCUUAUGAUGAGUCCAUUGAUGAUUAUAAGGUGGUGAGUAUCUUUGAUGUUGAGCGUAAGCUGAGUUCGUUUGAGACUGAAGUUUAUACUCUGGGGACUGGUUCUUGGAGGAGGAUUGGAGAGUUUCCUUGUGGUGGUCCUUUAUCUCUCACAGGGAAAUUUGCAAAUGGGGCUCUUCAUUGGUUUUCAGCUGGUAAUCCCUAUGGAAUUUCCCCCGCCGUAAUUUAUUCUCUGGAUCUGGCCAGUGAGACCUAUGGGAAGAUUGCGCUACCUAGUUUUGGGGGCAGGUGGUCUAGUGUCAGGUUGGAUGUUUUAGAAGGAUCUUUGUGUGUAAUUUGCAACAAGGCCGGAACUCAUGCUGAUUUAUGGGUGUUGAAGGAAUAUGGCAUCGAAGAGUCAUGGACCAAGCUGUUUGUUAUACCCUAUCCGACAUCUCCAUUCAAUGGUGUGUAUUCUCGUCCGUUCUGCUUUUCAAAGAAUGGUGAACUUUUGAUGGACUUUAAGUCCCGCCUGGUUGUAUAUAAUCCAAAAGAUGGUACAGUUAGGUAUCUUGACAUCCAAAACUAUGAAACCUUUUAUGAAGUGUGCCCCUAUGUUGAGAGCCUGGUCUCAGUGGGUGCUAACAAUCUGACUCAAGGCCAACAUCCUUGAUUAAAGGUUUUGGUCAGAUGUCCUCCCUGUUGGAGUUGCAGAGGCAGCAGUCAGUGUUUAGUGAUAUCUAUGUUUUAGUGAUUCUUGUCUAUUACCUUGUGUAAAUGUUCGAGUUUUGUUUUGUUUUGUUAUAUUCGCAAUGAUGGGACUGAAAUAGCCAGGGGGGGUUCAAUUGCAGCUUGGGAAAUUAUGAAUGGUAGCUUGCUUGUGUAGUCUAAGUUGCCUUGGUGGCUAGCUCUUGUUUAUGUCUUGCUUGUGUAGUCUAAGUCGCCUUGAUGACUAGCUAAUGUUUAUGUGAUCAAGUCGCGUGACGAACAUUGUUUUCUUAUGUGAUUAUCUGGUGAUUGCAUAUGAUUGUAAAUGCAUCCAAACAUGGCAUACCAUAAGCGCGAAGCACAUAGGAUGUGUGGUGUAAUGCACUACUUUCUUAUUAUAUUAGGCAACAU